Paramecium tetraurelia is the source of this 2154-nucleotide messenger RNA. RefSeq lists its product as uncharacterized. The transcript has 2 exons. Lineage: Eukaryota; Ciliophora; Oligohymenophorea; Peniculida; Parameciidae. The record is from RefSeq and is a predicted model, not a curated record. Gene Ontology annotation, molecular function: phosphorelay sensor kinase activity. Gene Ontology annotation, biological process: phosphorelay signal transduction system; phosphorylation.
AUGAAGAUUCUCUGCAUCUGGCUAGCUUAUUAAGCAAAAUAAGAAUACAUACUUUGCUCAUUAAUAUAAACUCAAAUAUUAUUUAAUAAUACAGACUUAAAAUAGCAGCUCUAAUAACCAAUUCUAAUCUUAGCAUAAAUGACUCUGUUUAUAUUCAACUUCAAGUAGGUUGUGCUGGAUUAUGAGUAGAUAAUCAUAAUUAUAGUGUAAUUAGUGAUUUUUAGUUUAUGGUUGUAUAGAGAAAGGAGCUUACGACCAAAAGACAGCGUUGAAGCUCGUCAAAGAAAGAAUUAGCAUUAGUGUACCAUCGAUAUUUAGGUUGAUACUCUGAAGUAACAAUAGAAUCUUAUUCAUACUAUAUCAACGAAAAGAAUAAAUUUACCAUAAAAUUCUUUAUUAUUUAAUGAUUAAUGUGAACUCUUAGAAACUCAAAUUAAUUUUACAGAUUUGAUAACUCAUCCAAAUUAAUAUAAUUAAGCAUUUGAAAUACUUUUAAAUUUAAAAUUUAAUUAUAUUGAAGACACAGCACUAAAAUAAAGAGAACUUAGAAUAAUUGUAUUGGAGAUGUAAAUAGAUGAAUAGCAUCUCUUGACCAUAGACAAGAAUGAGUAUAUGAAAUAUGAAAAUCAGGCUAUGUUGAUACAGUGUAUGGUAGUGGAUGGCAUUAAAUGUUUUUAACUUCAAUUCUUCGCACUCCCCCUAAAAAUGAAUGAUAGUUAGGAAAUAGAAGAAUCAAUGGAGAUUGACAUGUGUAGAUCACUGUCACAUGAAUUGGGCACUAAUUUAAAUAGCAUAAUAACAUUUAUCAAAAUGGCCUUAAAGGAUGAGGAUAUCAGUUGUCAUUUUAAAUCGAAAUACUUGGAACCGAUUAGAAUAAACAGUGAGUAAUUGAAUUUAAUUGUUGGGACGAUUAGAGAUUACAAUUUGAUAAAUUUGAGGCAAUUUAGUUUGAGAUUGGAAGAAGUUGAUAUCGAAUUGGAGAUCCGAUUUAUUGUUUCCUUAUUCAAUGAAAGUAUUGAGAAUAAGAACAUCAAAAUUCAAUAUAGUUUUGAUUUGCAAUCAAGUGUAUUGGUGAAUGACAAAGUGAGGUUUAGAUAAGUGUUAUUUCAAUUGUUGUAGAAUGCCAUAAAGUAUACUUUCGAAUCUGCCAUAACUAUAACUAUACAGAAUGAUAAUUUGGAAUGCUUUAUAUCGAUUUCAGAUGAUGGGAUUGGGAUGGAGGCAGAGAAUAUGAAUUCACUGUUGAAUUCCAACAAAUUUGUGAAAGUGUCAGAACAAUCUGUGGGGGUAGGAUUAGGUCUAGGAAUAUCAAACUAAUUAGUAAAGUAAAUGAGUGGAAAGAACAACUCCAUUAAACUGAACCGAAAGGAUAGGGGCUGUUAAUUCAGUUUCUUUAUAAAAAACCAUUAGUUGGAGAUGUCAAAGGAAAGUAUGCGGAAGUAGUCUUCGGGAUUCGUCAAAAAGAGCAGUUAGACAAUUCGAUUUAUAUCUGCCAAUACCUACUUCGAAGAUUAAGUAAUAGGAGAAUCUAUUCAAAAAAUCCAAAUCUAAAAGACCUUGAUUCAGACUCACUCUAAUUCCUAACAGUAAUUUAUACUUCCAUCCACUAAAAGAAUUUAUGGCCAGCAAGAAAGCAAAAACCAAAGUGAAGAGGAUAGCUUUUCAUCGAUUCAUCCUCCUAUCUUAAGCCCAAAAUUUUAAUAAUCUAUAGUACAAUGCAGUCUCAACAGUGACUGUUGUUCUAGAGUAUUAAUUGUCGACGACGAGUACUUUAAUAUCCAAUGUCUGAAAUUACUGAUGACCAAGUAUUAGUCGAAGUGCGAUUCGGCUUAUAAUGGUAAGGAAGCAUUGUAACUUGUAUAUCAAAAGAAGCAGCAUCCCUGCAAGAAAUGCGGGAACCAAUAUUACAGUCUGAUUUUCCUGGAUAUCAACAUGCCCAUUUUAGACGGUUACAAAACUGUCAAAGAACUCAAGCACUUAAUGAAAUAACAAAUAAUCAACAAGGCUUGGUGUAUUGCUAAUACUGGGUUCUGUGAUCUAGACACAAAACUUAAGAGUUACGAGGCCGGCAUGGAUUAUUACUUAACAAAGCCUUUGGAUUAGAAUGAACUUAGAAAUAUGUUAAAUGUGCUAUUUCCUAUUAAUGAUUACUGA